Molecule: messenger RNA, 1777 nt
Organism: Lucilia sericata (common green bottle fly)
Lineage: Eukaryota; Metazoa; Arthropoda; Insecta; Diptera; Calliphoridae
Product: protein unc-13 homolog B-like
Biological process (GO): neuromuscular junction development; synaptic vesicle maturation; dense core granule priming
Cellular component (GO): neuromuscular junction; plasma membrane; presynaptic active zone cytoplasmic component
Molecular function (GO): diacylglycerol binding; calmodulin binding; syntaxin-1 binding
Source: RefSeq, a predicted model, not a curated record
AUGAGACACUUGAAUUGUUGUGAGUUUCAAAAAAGUAGCGAACAUGCGCUGUUUUCAAAUUCAGUGGUUGUCGUUUUCACUGAACUGACACAAUGUUUCGAUGUUGUUAGCAAACUCGAGUGUCCAGAUCCUGAAAUAUGGAAACGUUACAUGAGACGUUUUGCUAAAACAAUCGUAAAGGUGCUAAUAGCUUAUGCCGAUAUUGUGCAAAAAGAAUGCCCAGAACACAUGCAGGAUGAACGUAUUGCGUGUAUUUUAAUGAAUAAUAUUCAACAAUUGCGUGUGCAGUUGGAAAAAAUGUUCGAAUCCAUGGGCGGCGAUAAAUUAGAAGAGGAUGCGGCGAAUAUACUUAAAGAACUGCAACAAAAUCUCAAUUCUGCCCUGGAUGACUUAGCUUGCCUUUUCGCCAUAAGUCUGGAACCACGUAUUACUCAAUCGGUACGGGAGCUUGGUGAUUUGCUGCUCGCAAUUAAGGGUGGUGGAGGAAGUGGCAACAUAAAUGCUCAAAAUCAAGUAGCCCAACGAAAUGCUGUGGCCGUGGAAGCAGACGAAGUGUUGCGACCACUAACGGAUCUUUUGGAUGGUUCCUUAACUCUUUACGCACAAUCAUGAAAGACCGUACUUAAACGUCUGUUGAAGGAACUGUGGGAGAUAGUAAUGCGCACGCUAGAAAAGACUAUCGUGUUGCCUCCAAUGACUGAUAAAACGAUGAUGUUCAAACAUCUAACGGACAAUGCUAAAAACCUCGCCUCUAACGCUAAAAUAGAAGAUAUGGGUCGUCUAUUUAAGUCACAUAUGGCUGGAAAGCAAGAUGUUAAAAGUGCUUUAAGCGGUGUAAUGGAUAUUUCAAAAGAAGUCGAAAAGAAUUUAUCGCCUAAACAAUGUGCUGUUCUUGACGUGGCCUUAGAUACAAUUAAGCAGUACUUCCAUGCCGGUGGCAAUGGACUGAAGAAAACGUUCCUUGAAAAAUCACCAGAACUCCAAAGUUUACGUUAUGCAUUGAGCCUUUAUACCCAAAUGACUGAUACGCUUAUUAAAACGUUUAUCUCCAGCCAAGUGCUUGAAGUUGAUCCCGAAAAUCAAGAAGAAAGUGUGGGCGAAAUAUCUGUACAAAUUGAUCUAUACUCACACCCUGGAACGGGCGAAUAUAAAGUGAAUGUAAAAGUUGUGGCAGCAAAUGAUCUUAAAUGGCAAAUUCCAUCUGGCAUGUUUCGUCCCUUUGUUGAGAUCAAUCUUAUUGGACCCCAUUUACAGGAUAAGAAGCGUAAAUUUGCUACCAAAUCGAAAUCGAACAAUUGGUCGCCGAAAUACAACGAAUCCUUUAAUUUCACUAUUGGCACUGAAGAACAACUGGAUUUUUUCGAAUUGCACAUCUGUGUCAAAGAUUACUGCUUUGCAAGAGAUGACAGAUUAGUGGGUGUGGCCGUUAUACCUCUAAAGGAUAUACUAGAAAAAGGUUCGGUUGCUUGUUGGCUGCCAUUACAAAGAAGAAUUCAUAUGGAUGAGACUGGAUGGACAAUUUUACGUAUUCUAUCUCAACGCAAUAAUGAUGAAGUAGCCAAAGAAUUUGUUAAGCUAAAAUCGGAGAUCCGGCAGGAACCAACCGCCGGCACGUAGAGAUUGAAAUGAAUAAAAUCAUUUUACGCACACACCCACAAACACUUGACAAAACCUACUAACCAACCAUACAUACAUACUUGCAUGCAAAUUUAAAGACUUUCAUACGUUUAUACAUACAUAUAAAACAUACUUAAGUACAUACCUACAUAAAUUAAUA